Mycena indigotica is the source of this 864-nucleotide messenger RNA. RefSeq lists its product as uncharacterized. Lineage: Eukaryota; Fungi; Basidiomycota; Agaricomycetes; Agaricales; Mycenaceae. Bases 1 to 864 code for a protein of 287 amino acids. The transcript is spliced from 2 exons. The record is from RefSeq and is a predicted model, not a curated record.
AUGCUUACGUGGGCCGCUCCUCCGCUCGUGGCCCGCCGCGCUUGUCCUUGCCCUCGCCAUCGUCUUCCUCGCCGCGCGGUCGUCGCCCUCGGUGCCUUCGCUCGGUGCCUUCGCGCAGCGCGCGCUCGCCUGGCUCCGCGCGCUGAGGAUGGGAAGACCUCCGACGGCGCGACCCUUGACGAUCCUCUUGGCAGUCCGUUGCCUGACUACCGAACCCGCCCAAUGCAAAUCCCUGCAUUUGCCAGUGAUCGCCUGCACCGCCCACGGGAUGAACGCACCUUGGAGACUGUGGAGCGAUUGUCGUCCCGAUACUACAAGCAGGGGUAUGGGCGUGCGUUCAACUACGGCAGUGUUCAUCGGUCUUGGUACGCCGGCACUAUGCCUCGUAUAAAUAUUAGCGUUGGCUCCUUCUUUCCCCCAGUUUUCCAACCUCUACUACCUAACAGUGUCGCGCUCUCCUCAGCUUUCCUGCAUUUGUGCUCACCUCCGCAGACAGAACUCAUGUACGCUUUGACGACCUGUGUGCUCCUCGCGCUCGGCCUCGCCGCGUCCGCGGAAAUACAGAUUGCUGCGAGUGCGAACCCGAACUGCGAGAAGCCCACUGUAUUCCAGUAUCGCGACCCCGGCUCGCAGGUGGAAUGCGUGAACUUGGGGGGUGCCAUGCGGAGCAUCCAGUGGAACGGCCUUGAGACGGAAGCCGACCUCUUCGUUGGCAACGACUGCUCGGGGCAGAGCGCACCCCUCGGCGGUAACUCCGGUUGCGCAACCGGGGCCAACGGGGCCACCUGGAGCAGCAUCCGCCUUCACGUUAGCAACCCCAAUCCGGGCCUCCCCGAGAUCGACCUCCCUGAGCCACCGUUCUGA